Molecule: messenger RNA, 270 nt
Organism: Penicillium riverlandense
Lineage: Eukaryota; Fungi; Ascomycota; Eurotiomycetes; Eurotiales; Aspergillaceae
Product: putative tubulin-specific chaperone Rbl2
Exons: 2
Coding region: 1-270 (89 amino acids)
Biological process (GO): post-chaperonin tubulin folding pathway; tubulin complex assembly
Molecular function (GO): beta-tubulin binding
Source: RefSeq, a predicted model, not a curated record
AUGGCCCCCCGCUCGCAACUCGAGAUCCACACGGCAUCUGUCCUCCGCCUCGUGAAGGAGGAGGCAUCCUACCAUCGCGAACUCAAGGACCAGGCCGAGCGCGUCCAGAAGCUGGAGGCACAGACCGGCGGCGACGAUGAGAACCGGGAGUACACGCUGAAGCAAGAGAUUGAGGAGGGCAAGAAGGGAUCCGAGAGUAAUGUCGAGCACAUCACGGCGGCCAAGGAUGCGAUUGCGCAGGCCAAGACGGCCGAGAGGGAGAUUUCGUGA